Molecule: messenger RNA, 5754 nt
Organism: Dendroctonus ponderosae (mountain pine beetle)
Lineage: Eukaryota; Metazoa; Arthropoda; Insecta; Coleoptera; Curculionidae
Product: protein phosphatase 1E-like
Exons: 7
Coding region: 279-1382 (367 amino acids)
Biological process (GO): protein dephosphorylation; negative regulation of protein kinase activity
Molecular function (GO): cation binding; protein serine/threonine phosphatase activity
Source: RefSeq, a predicted model, not a curated record
UCUAACUUCAUGCCACCUAACCAAGUCUUGUGACAGAUGAGUAAAUAAUUUGUACAGUGUGCAGUGAAUCAUUUAACCCAUUACCCUGUAAAUAUUUACCAAUUAACCCGCUCCUAUUAACAGUUCUAAUAUAAAUAAACUACGUGAGUUUUUUUCCUUCCUUCCAAACACCCCAGGCCGAGAGUGAUUCAAUAUUUGGUUGUGUGAUACAGGUGUACUCGAUAUUUUCGUGAUUUUCAAAGAAAAAGUGCGAAUUCUUAAGUUAUAUACGAUUUGAAAUGGCCGAUAAGGAGGACUAUUUGACCAGUUACCGCGAAUUUUUCGAACAUUUCGCCAAAACUGUGAACCCACACGAUCAGCUGCCCGUCAAGUUGGGGAGCUACAAAUUGCUGAACACCGAAGUGAUUGGAGGCAUAAUUGAUUGGACCACCCAGUACUUAUCGCAAAAGCACUGUCCAGACCAUUUAUUUUCGCCGCUCAUCAAAGUGGUCAUCGAAGAAAUUAGGAAAGCCUGCAAGAAGGACCCGCUUAGUUAUGGUUUCAAUUCCAACGAUAAUGCGUAUGAACCCUUAAAGCUGAUGCAAGCUGUGAUGGCCAAAACCAACGAAGUUUGUCUACGAUACCUGGAUAACAGUCUGUUAUACUCCCUGCCUCCUCCGUCAAGUACCUACUAUGCGACCAGUGUGAGUGCGAAACGAAACAAGCGAAGAACAAUGGAAGAUCGACAUGUCGCCAUUCACGACUUGAAUCUUAUGUUUAAUAAUCAGGAAGCCAGUCCGUCCAGUUAUUAUGCAAUAUUCGACGGCCAUGCCGGCCACGAUGCUGCCGUUUACAGUGCUGCCCAUUUACACCAAUAUUUAGCGGAAAAUAAGAAUUUUAUCAAUAAGCCAGUGCAGGCCUUACUAGACGCAUUUUGCAAAACAGACGCUUGCUUUUUAGAAAAAUGUAGAGUAGAGCAUUUUAGCGGAGGCACAACUGCUGUAGUUGCCUUGUUGAGGCCCAAGGAGAAAGUUCUGUAUAUAGCAUGGGUGGGUGAUUCUCAAGCCUUGUUGGUCAAACAGGGAAAGAUUCUUCAAUGCGUCGAACCCCAUACUCCAUCUAGAGAUUCGGAGCGAGCAAGAAUUGAGCGCGAAGGCGGCUCAGUUAUGUUUUACGGCACCUGGAGAGUUAACGGCCAACUAGCGGUAUCUAGAGCUAUAGGCGAUGCCGCCUACAAGCCUUAUGUAACAGCAAUUCCUGAAGUUAUCGAUAUUCCACUGGAUGGUGGAGAGGACUUUUUGAUACUUGCCUGCGACGGAUUAUGGGACCACGUUAACGAGGAUGAGGCCGCUCAAACGGUGUACGACUUUAUAGCCGAAAGACCAGGUAAGAUUGUGUUUUGAGUGAUUUCAUGCUAAAGUAUGGCAUUUUGACUUUGACUAUUGGGACUGAAGAGGGCAAGCAAAACGCCCAAGUUGCUUUUAAUAUGCAACGUUUUGUAUGCUGAUGUAAUCUAUUUGAUCUUAAUAACCCCAGGAAUUGAUGGACCAGGUUAAAAUUGUGUCAAUUCUUGAUAUAAACUAAUAAAAUAGUAAAUUAAACUGAGGACUUAAAGUAGAAAGUUUUAUCGCCCGUCGCUCUCAUAACCGAUAAACUUUUCCUUUGCACCUAAACCCUUUGAAGUUGUCGUAUUUCUUGGCAGCGUCCUUAUAUGCUAGUGAUUUGACCCUUUCAAAUGAUCAGUUGGUCAAUUGGCUAAUGCCGCGUACUUUGUUGUCCUUCAGCCCUUUCAAUGAUCUUUUUAUUUCACACUUUUAUAUAUAUAACAUCUGGUAUUAGUUGGAUAAGAGUUUGUAAUUUUGGUCUAGCAGUUCAUAAUUUGAAGCUGCCGCUCUGAUCACUUGUUCCUUAAUACUUUAGGUUUUUGUGAGGUCCUAAACAUCACAAUUUUCCAUAUUUCUUCCUUAUGUUGUGCUAUAUAUCUUCUCACUCUUGUUCCAGUUUUUCUUUAUGUAGGGUGUUUCUUUUACAAUUUCAUUCCUUCACCAGUAAUUUCGUGUGCUGUUAACUUGUGUUUUUCAAUAUGUUGCUAUUAUCCACAUGUGUAUCUUAGUACAUAUCCCUUUUGUAAUCAAUGUUUGGCUCGAUUUUUUCGAUAUAACGACUCUGACUGUCUUCAACUGUAUAUAUUCACUAUCGGUAUUUAAUCGACUUCUUUUCAUUGAUAUAUUUUGUUUAUUUUUCUUUAAGCUUAUUUCUAAUCUUUUUUUGUUAAUCUAUCAUCCCUGCAAUCGAUACAAUGCCUAUAUACCCAUAUUGUCUAUUUUAUUGUGAGUGUUUUCUUCGGGACUCAGCCGCUUCCAUUUUUUUCAUGGAAAUUUAGAUUCGAGACCCUCAUUCCACGUCUCUUCGGCAAAUUUACAAGAUUUUCCUUUCUCGUUUUUAGUCAGCGGCGGCGUAUUUUCCGUAUGUUAUUUGUUCUUUGGGAUGGGGAUGAUGUCUAUAUAUUGAAUAUUUUUAUCGCAAAACAUGAUUUAUAGGAAGAUAUGGAUUUGAUAAUUGGAUAUUUUGCACACUGGUGGUUUGCGAUAUUUUUAAUGGUGCAAGAUUUUAGCGAUAUAAGACUUUUCUUUUCCCUUAUAAGCUUUCUUGGUAUUUGAACUGAAAGAUAUUGAGUGCCAUGUUACCUACAAGUUGAUAUAUUUUUUAGAGAUGAGAGACAGGUGAAGAAAAUUUUCUUGAAACUAUAUACUAGGGGCUGUUAUAGUGGGUGGCUCAAUGUAUAGUAGCACAUACCCAAACGGUCGAUGUAAAACCGUAUUUUAACGCAAAACUUUUUUAAUUACCUUUUUUAUUGCAAUGAAACAAAAUAGCUACUUUGUCACCCUGUAGUUUAAAAACGGAUAAGGUUUUAGGAUAUGUUUAUAUAACUUUCUGGUCUUAAAAUAAGGUUUUAUAUAAAUCAUCGAAGUUAUGUUUCAAGUGACUCACUCCUCAUGCUUUCAUAAUUUUCCUCUAACCGGUAAAAUCAGUGUUAAAAAUUAGUCAUUCGUCGCACAUUGGUUGUUGACGAUUCCCAAAUAUAAAUGACUCAAACAACAAUAACACUUUUUUGCAGCAAACUGUAUCAGAAUAACAUUAAAGUUAAUAGUAAGUUGCGAAUAAUUUUUGUGUCUUUUUAUUUUAUUUUUGAAUGAAAUUGAAUGAAUGAAUUUUAAUUAAUUUUGCUGUGCGUUUCUUCUCUUACAUAUUUGAAUGCAGCUUUCGCGUUCAUCGGCUAUGGGCAAAUGGUGAAUUCGAGAGUGUCUUGGUACAAAAAUCACAAAGAGAUUUUACUUGGAAGCGGAAAUCAAUUAUAUUUUUUAUGCAGCCAGCGGUCAUUCCUUGUCGGGAUUUUUGGGCUUUUUGAAAAAUCCCGUAGCUUUCAUAGUUUAAGCGCAAACAUUUUCAGAUCAAACUGUUAGAUUGUCUUCUUUUCGGACACCCGGCAUUGAAAGUUUUCAUUAUAUAGCAGCCCCAGUUUUUAAUACAAAGUCAUGUUCUCAUCAGGGCAAAAAUGCAUGUCCAACGUGGUGGUCUUUAUAUGGAGACCUGUUUUAAUAUAAUAACAAAAUCCUCCUGUGGAUUCAUGUACAUUUACACUAUAGAACAUUCGCCUAUAAUUCUUCUUUAUUCUGGCAAUUUUUGCACCACACCCUAGACAUAAAAGAAUGGGAAUUGCAGAACACUCCCUGGACUUAACCGGUUAAUAAACUGUAAAAAUCGAGACAGUUUUGGUGGCUUUUUCAGGCUACAAAGGCACAGUUUAUACUGAUAUCGAGCUGUAAAGUUUCCGCUCCCUUGCUUGCCUAGACCAUAUUGUGCCUCUUUAUUAUUUUUUUGUUUAAGUCUAAUAUUCGCAGUUAAAAAUAAUAUUUAUUUUGCACACUCGUUGAUGGGGUUUCUGGCACAGGCAGACAUGCAAAUUAAAAGAUAAAUGAUAAUAAUGGGCUCAAAGGAAAACCUGUCGUCAGCUAGCAAACAACUUGUUCUCAGGACCUCCCUUGAGCCGAUUCUUAAUUAACUUCACUAUAAUUAAUAAUUAAAUGAUUUGCUGGACAAUUUCCAGGUUGUUAUAGCACGCGUUAAUCGAACGAGCGAUGGUUUUGGACAGCUUAAUUUGUUUUCAUUAGGCCGAUAUUAAUUCGCGCUAGACUGGGAGUUCAGAAACAUGCAACCAUUUGCCGAAUUAGGCAUACCGUAUGGCCGUGCCGAAGAACUUUUAUUAUUCAACAGAAUGAAUUCAUCAUUAACAUUUGAAUCAUAAGUAGGGCAAUUUCUAUUUCAAUUGUACACUCAAUACGUCCAUCAUCGCAGUAUCAGUGUUCAUUGAAUAAUUUCGAAUGAAGAAUUACUUCUUCGGCCAGUAAUAUUAAAAAGCAAACAGUUUUCAUUUCUUGACGGUCUAAAUAACACCGUUAAGUGCACAUUGUCCUGGUUUAGGAUUAUUAUUAAAUGUAGCUAUAAUUUGGUGCAAGUCAACCAUACCCGCAUGAACUAUUUUUUAUUUAAUACUAUGCAAACUUGGUUUUAGUGUAGUGCAUUUGAUUCGGAAAACCUUAGGGCAUACGAUGACAAUGCUAAAACUUAAGAAAACAGGCUCAGGUGAGCGCAAUAAUGCAAAUACCUAUCAGCCAUUCAUCUUGAUUUGUAAUUUAUUAUCCUAACUAGGCAAUUAUUCAUAUUAAGACACGAUUAAGAUUUGUUGUAUGCGUUUGAAUCAUUUGGUUUAUGUACAAGGUGUUUCACUAUAAAAGCGCACUGGGAAGUUAGUAUUAAAUUAAAAAAGUUUAGCGCUUUUAUAGUGGGCUUUUUAUAGUGCUUUUAUAUAAGCAACGGUUUUUUUUUUAAAUAAUCGCGUAUUUUGGCAACAUUUCUACUUGUGUGUGGAUGUCACAAUGAAGACGCCAAUUAGCAUAGUUUCUGCUUAAAUUUAUGAAGAUUAUUAGUAUAGUGUUUUGUAAUAAAUUGUGUUCGGCGAUAUAGUUUUUUUGAUUAUAUAUGCGACGAUAUGGGGUAUGUUUCGUUAUAUUCGAUUAGUAGGUAUUUUUACUACUAUUUUCUAAACAAGAUCUAAAUUAAAAUAGUAAUAGACAUAAAAAGAAACAAGCAAAAUUAAUAAAUUCUGAAGGAAAGAAAUCAACUAAUUGAUUUAAUGAAUAGAGCUUUGCACGUUUGUCUCUAUUUCUUGUUGCGAAUGUUUUUCCGUAAAUUGCCAGAACGGAAUUGAUAUUUGUCGAUGUCCAGACCAGAAAUUGACUUGGUGAUUUCGGUAGUCGAUAAAUGGGGCCUACUUUUAAAUACUUUAAUUUGGUUUCAUUUCCGCAACUUCUUUUCCUGAAGUAAUUUUUUUGGCUUAAGCAAAAAUGUUCGUCUUUAUGUUGUUAGAACGCGUCUGUUUCGUUUCUUAUUCGAUUACUAUUUCAACCAGUAUUUUCUAAACAAGAUCUAAAUUACAAUAGUAAAAUAGACAUAAACAUAAACAAGCAAAAUUAAUAAAUUCUGAGAAAAAGCUACUAAUUGAUUCGAUAAAUAGCGCUUUGCAAGUUUGAUUACAAUGUUGUUGUGAAUGUUCUUUUGAAAAUUGCCAGAACGAAAUUGAAAUUUGUCGAUAUCCAGACCAGAAAUUGACUUGGUGAUUUCGGUAGUCGAUAAAUGGGGCCUACUUUUAGAUACUUAGCGAAUUUGGUUUCAUUUCCGCAACUGCUUUUCCUGAAGUUAAUUUUUUGGUUUAAG